UGACCGACCAAAAUAUCAAUAGGAAAGGCUCACGAAUGUCAGGAAAUGUCUGAUCACUGUUACCAGGAACCCACGCGUGUUCGCUACAAAGUUCUAAGUCAUGUGGCCCACGAUGCGCCUGGAAACAAUAUUAUCUGAUAUGUGCCAAGACGUCACCGACCUUACUACUGCACAGCUAGAAAUGCUUCCUUGUACUUUGUAAUACGGAUCGGGGAUUUCAGUAUUUCGAGCAUUAACUUUUUUUUUUUAUUUUACAUACGGAGAUUUGCCCCCCCACUCCCAGGCAUAAUGCAGUACAGACUACUGAUUCUUUAAUUGAGGAGCCCUCCUCUACAGCAACCAUUCCCUAGCACACAACUCCCUGCUUCUCAAAAAAAUGGAGGCAAAGAAAGAAUCUGGAAGAAGAUUGCGCUCCAUCGGACGGACGAGAUACGCAGAGAAUGAAGACAUGUCUGACAUGGAGGAAAUGGUCAGCGUCAGGAGCUUCAGUCUGGAGCAGAAGGUCAGCAGCCACUCCUACCGAGGAGACUUCGUGCAGUUCAUGGAGGGCAAAGAUUUUACCUAUGAAUAUGUGCAAAGGGAAGCUCUGCGGGUUCCUCUACUUUUUCGCACUAAAGAAGGUCUGGGUAUCAAAAUGCCAGAGCAAGAUUUCACUGUUAGGGAUGUCAAGUUGCUAGUAGGAAGCCGUCGUAUCAUUGAUGUGAUGGAUGUGAACACACAGAAGGGCAUUGACAUGAGUAUGUCUCAGUUUGUCAGAUACUACGAAACUCCAGAGAACGAAAGGGAAAAACUUUACAACGUGAUCAGCCUGGAGUUCAGCCACACGAAGCUAGAGAAAGUGGUCAAGAGACCUACUGUGGUGGAUGCAGUAGAUUGGGUGGAUAACAUGUGGCCUCAACAUUUAAAGCAGAAGCAAAAAGAUUCAACAAACAUAAUAUCUGAAAUGAAAUACCCUAAAGUAAAAAAAUACUGUUUGAUGAGUGUUAAGGGAUGCUUCACAGACUUCCAUGUUGAUUUUGGAGGGACCUCAGUUUGGUAUCACAUAUUUCGUGGCGGAAAGGUAUUUUGGUUGAUUCCUCCCACUGUGUACAAUUUGCAACUUUAUGAGGAAUGGCUGACCUCAGGGAAACAAACUGAUAUAUUUUUAGGAGACCAAGCACAAGGAUGCCAGAAGAUUGAGCUGAAGCAAGGUUACACAUUCUUCAUCCCGUCGGGAUGGAUCCAUGCAGUGUACACUCCAGCAGACUCCCUGGUAUUUGGUGGCAACAUAUUACACAGCUUUAAUAUUCCCAUGCAACUUCAUGUUUAUGAGAUUGAAGACAGAACGAGGGUACAAGCCAAGUUUCGUUAUCCUUUCUAUUAUGAGAUGUGCUGGUAUGUCUUGGAGAGAUACGUGUGCACUUUGACCAAAAGGUCCCACCUAAUUAAAGAGUAUCAGAGAGAGUCAAUGCUAUUUGAUGUAACGAGAAAGACCAGUAUAGACAGCUUCUCAUCUGAUUCCUGGUUAGAAAUGGAGGAAGAAUCAUGUGAUGCACACACACGGGAGGAUAAAGAUGAUACUAUGGAAAAAGCCUCCAAACUUUCAGGUGAUGGAGACUCAACACCUACCAGCACGCAUUCCGAUGGAAAGGAGAUGGCAGACAAGAUGCAAAAAGCCACCUUGAUUCAGUACCUAAAGAGGACUUUAUCUAAUGACUCUGAUGAAAGCGGAAAGUCCAUUGCCCAGAGUGACUUUCCAAAAACUCCAACAGGAUCUCCAGCUACUGAGGCACCAGCAAAGUGGACGCACCUUACGGAAUUUGAACUGAAGGGUUUGAAAGCCCUGGUGGAGAAACUAGAGUCUCUCCCGGACAAUAAGAAAUGUGUCCCUGAAGGAAUUGAGGAUCCACAUGCACUCCUGGAGGACAUGAAGACAGUACUUAAGGAACAUGUUGAUGAUGACCAAACUCUGGCCAUUUCUGGGAUACCGGUGGUGUCAUGGCCCAAGAAACCCAUUAAGAACAAGGCAGUGGGAAGACCCAAAGGAAAGCUUGCGACAUCGCCCGCCGUGAAACUGUCUGCUAACCGCACCAGUGCUGGAGCACGCCGGAGGCGGACGCGAUGCCGGAAAUGUGAGGCGUGUUUGCGCACAGAGUGUGGGGAAUGUCACUUUUGCAAAGAUAUGAAGAAAUUUGGGGGUCCAGGGAGGAUGAAGCAGUCCUGUAUCAUGAGGCAGUGCAUUGCUCCGGUACUGCCUCAUACAGCUGUUUGCUUGGUGUGCGGAGAAGCUGGGAAGGAGGAUUGUGUAGAUGGACAAGAGGCGAAGUUUAAUGUCAUGUUGAUGGAGUGCUCCAUAUGUAAUGAAAUAAUCCAUCCUGGAUGCCUUAAAAUAAAGGAAUCUGAUGGUGUGGUGAAUGAUGAACUUCCAAACUGCUGGGAGUGUCCGAAGUGCAACCAUGCUGGAAAAACUGGGAAAGCCUACAAGCAAAAAAGAGGCCCGGGAUUUAAGUAUGCUUCAAACCUGCCUGGGUCACUCCUUAAGGAACAAAAGAUUAACCGAGAUAAUAAGGAAGUAACGGACACUGCAAAGAGGAAAGUAGAACGUGAAGAGACCCCCAGGCAGAACACAGAGGAGCAGUCAAAAAAGAAACCUAUAGAGAGCAUUGUGAAAAAGAAGCCUGAGGAAGGCCAGUUUAGGAAGAAACGGCCAUUCGAGAAGCCCCCAGAGCCGACAGUCAGAAAACGAUUAAAACUUGGAAAAGAAGAGAAGCUCUUAAGGAAAAAGAGGAGAACAUGGAAAACACCAGAAGAACGAGCACUAAUGGCCAAAACCUUAAAACGCAUAAAGCAGGAGCCAGAAGAUGAUUUGCCGGAGUCGGCCCCUAGAGCCAAGGAAAGUGACCAGUCGAGGUCCAGUUCGCCCACUGCUGGCCCCAGCACGGAAGCUUCAGAUUCCAAGGAGAUAAAGAAAAUUCGUAGGAAAAAGAGAGUACCCAAUAAAGAACUGAGCAAGGAGUUGAGCAAGGAGUUAAAUCAAGAGAUACAGAAAACUGAGAGCAGUCUGGCCAACGAGAACCAUCACCCGAUCAAAUCUGAGCCUGAGAGCGAGGAAGAUGAGCCUAGAUGUAUAAACAGCGGGGACAGGAUGCACAGAUUUAGCAAAGGCUACCCCAACGGCACCCCAAAAGAAUUCAAACACCAGCCUUUUCCCAGCCCACGGAGCACACCAAGGGUUGUUACGCGACCACCGCCUUCCUUGUCCCCCUCUAAAUGUGUGCAGAUGGAGAGGCACGUGAUUCGGCCGCCCCCCAUCAGCCCACCCCCUGAUUCUCUGAUGCUGGAGAAUGGGACAGCGCACGUAAUGCAGAGGGAGGUUUGGAUGGCAAUCUUUAGCUACCUCAGCCAUAGGGACUUGUGCAUCUGUAUGAGGGUCUGCAAAACAUGGAACAGAUGGUGCUGCGACAAAAGGCUAUGGACACAAAUUGACUUAAACCGAUGCAAAUCCAUCACUCCACUAAUGCUCAGCGGAAUAAUCAGAAGGCAGCCGGUGUCGCUUGAUCUGAGCUGGACUAACAUAUCCAAAAAGCAGCUCAGCUGGCUCAUAAACCGGCUCCCAGCCCUCCGUAAUCUCAAUGUGUCCGGGUGCUCUUGGAUUGCCAUUUCAGCCCUUUGUAGCUCCAGCUGCCCGUUGCUGAGGUCUCUCAACGUCCAGUGGGUGGAAGGGCUCAAAGAUGCACAGAUGAGGGACCUCUUGUCUCCCCCAACAGAUAACAGGCCAGGUCAGAUCGAUAACCGUAGCAAGUUGCGGAACAUCGUAGACCUCCGUCUGGCAGGACUUGAUAUUACUGACGCCUCUCUACGCCUCAUGAUUCGACACAUGCCUCUUCUUUCCAAGCUAGACUUGAGUUAUUGUAACCAUGUUACCGAUCAGUCCAUCAACCUCCUCACAGCCGUGGGGACCUCCACCAGGGAUUCUUUAUCAGAGAUUAAUUUAUCAGACUGCAAUAAUGUUACAGACCAGUGCCUGACGUACUUUAAACGCUGUGCAAACAUCUGUCUGAUUGACCUCAGAUUCUGUAAACAGGUUACCAAGGAAAGCUGUGAACAGUUCAUAGCAGAAAUGUCAGUCAUUGUACAAUUUGGACAGACAGAAGAAAAACUUCUUCAGAAGAUCAGCGAAUUUCAGGAUGGAGUGUAAAUAGUUUUGUUUAAAGAUGCAUCUGAAAGACAGCACUGGCCUUAUAAGUAAUAAUAAGGGGUGUGUGAUGCCCACCAGCCUCUGGAUUGAGUUCCUUCAGUGGUUUCUCCAGCACCUCAAACACCAGCUGUCGAAGGUUGACGCUGGAACUAGAGUUUACCUUCCAAGGACAAUUAUUUAAGCUCCAAGGGCAUGCGCCUGUUAAUGUUUUGUUUUUAUUGGCUCUUAAACUGUUGCAUUUUUAAUGUCUCUGAGAAGUUGGCCAUCCAAUGCAUUAAAGCCUUCCAAAAUCUCACAAGAAGAAUUUGUCAUACAUUAUGCAGAAAUAUUUUUGUAUAAAACCUAUUUAAAGAGUUAUAUUUGCAGUGUUUGGGAGCAUACAUGUGUUUGUUGGUUGGUUUUGACUGCUCUUCUUUCCAUGUACAGUGAGAUAUCUAAACAGCAAGUUCAAGAAAAAAAAUCAUAGGUGUGACCACUUAAAGCAUGUUUCAACCUGCUUUCUUCAUGUGACAUGCAUGCAGAGAUGUUCAUAUCAGACAUGUUAUGGCAUCAUAGCACAACCAACCUUUUCACAUCACUGCUACAUCAUAAACCAGUGUAUAAUAAUCUGUGCUCAGGCUUUUUUUCUCUGCUGUGCCAUCACAGCUUAUAACAGUGCAGGGUCUGAUUGUAAGUUACCUACCUUUUGAAAAAGUGCCAGUUUUGGGUUUUUAUUUCUUUUUCCAAUAUUUAAACCCUGCUUCUCUGUUUGGCAGAUGAAAAGGUUUUGCAAUUAUUCCAUUAAAGCCUGAUCAGUUACAAAGAAUAAUUCAUUUCUUAGCUGGGUAUCUUCAGCCACCGCCGGUUCACCUCCUUUUGUACAAUAGAUGCCCCUUGCACUGGAAAAUUAAGAAUGGGGUUAUUCAGAUGUGAGCAUAGAGAAGUGAAUGCAUAGCCAAGUCUUUCCACUCUUGCUCAGUGGAGUCAGAUGUAUACUUUUUUAUGUAAGUAAUGUUGUUGGAAUUAAGUGUAUCAUGUUUAUUUAUGAACACAUUAAAAAAAAAAAGUUUUACUAGA
Spea bombifrons (plains spadefoot toad) is the source of this 5233-nucleotide messenger RNA. It is a transcript of the gene KDM2B, whose product is annotated as lysine demethylase 2B. Gene Ontology annotation, biological process: regulation of transcription by RNA polymerase II; protein demethylation. The record is from RefSeq and is a predicted model, not a curated record. Gene Ontology annotation, molecular function: histone demethylase activity; transcription coregulator activity; DNA binding. Bases 377 to 4177 code for a protein of 1266 amino acids. Lineage: Eukaryota; Metazoa; Chordata; Amphibia; Anura; Pelobatidae. The transcript is spliced from 22 exons.